AUGCGGCAUCUUGUGGGAUUUUGCAGUAAGUCAAUAAUAUAAAGUCAUUAAUGAAAAAUAAUAGUUAACAAAAACAAUUUUAUGUAAUAUUAAGAGAAAACAUUUUGUUAAAUCAUUUGUUUUAUUUAAUAAACUAGUUCCAGUUAAAAUAAGUAUCUUUGAAAUAGACGCGUAAUAUCGAAGUUUACUAGCGAUUAAUUUCAAAUCGAUAUCCAAUCGCAAUCGAUAUAAUUUCUUCUAAUUGAUCUAGAAUAUUGGGAUGUAACGUAAGAACGUCAAUUUUAACCGGGAAACGUAGCAAGAAGAAUCGUCUAGAAAUUAUCAGGUAAAAAUUACAAUCAAUAAUUUUUAGACUUCAUUUAAAUUGUCAAAUAUGUUUAUGAUUAAAUACACUAAGAAUUAUUUAAAAAUUAUUAUGUAUGUAUAAUCAAUUUAUUCAAUACAUUCACGUCGCUACGAUACGUCUUCUUUCGUUUUAGAUUGAUUAUGAAGAAAAUGUCGGAGCAUUAGAAGGAUAUUGUGGAAUUCAAAAGGAAUAAAAUUAGUAACAAACUUGUGAAGCUGUAAUAACAUUUUUGUAUGUAUUUAUACGUAUUUAUACAUUUGUUUCUGCUUUUUAUUGGAUAAUUGGUGAUAUUUAUUUCGCAUUUAGUCGAUAAUGGUCAGAUUUGAAUAAAUGAUGCUUCUGCGCGUUUGUUGUGUCUUUAUUAAUACUUUAAUAGUUUGAAAUUUAUUUAAAACUCUAAUGAUGGACGUUCAUUGUUACGGAAAUUCUAGUUUAUUUUAUUUUUUAUUAUUUAUUUAUUUUGUAUUUUGUUUGAACUAUUAUUAAUAUUUAUUCAAACAAAAGUAUAAAAGUUUUAAUUUAAUAUUGAAGUAAAUAAUGUAAUAAAAGUGCUUAACAUGAUUCAUAAAAUCAUUAAAUUCUCAAUUUUUAGAUUUUUAAUUUUUAUGCUGAAAUUAUGUUUUGUUAAAGAUUUUUCACAAUUUAAUCUGUUAUAAACUUCAUGAAAGACAAUAUAAGAAAAUAUUCACAUUUUAACGCGUGAAAUAUUUACUUUUACGGAAAUUAUAACAGUUUAAAGCAUUAACAAUUUUUCAUCAAGUGUGAAUAUUAUCGUCCUUUUUUAAGAAUUUCUCAUGGAUUUUGUGUAUUUAAUUUAGACCAGAAUUUUUUAUUUUUUAUUCCAAGUUAUCAUUUUGUGCAAAACAUGCGAUUACAGCGCCCCUACGGUGAAGUACGGAACACUUCCUACGAUUCUCGAGUCUCAUAAUCGAUAUUCGAUUAGAUUGAUUCAAAGAAGGAAGCACACCUCGUCUGUAAAGAAGAAAGUAUUCCAGAAGAAUCAUCGUUUGUAUUGCGAAGAUAAAACGUUUGGCUUAGUCGCGAUCGCGAGUAGGUCCCGAAACGGACGUUCACGUAGGCAUUGCUCGAGCAUGCACAUGCGAACGGACAACGAUCAUUAUGAUCUAUGGUCGUCCAUGUGUGUUGGGGGUCAGCUUUCGCGUUUGCGAUUAGAAAGACUCGAGCUAAUUUCAGCGGGCAUUGCGCUCGAAGAAAGAAGUGGCUUGAAGCCGAAGAGGCCCGGCAAACUGCCACGAAGAGGGUCGCAACAAAUGGCUUCUCAUCCUCUGGAUCAUUUAAAUGAUUCCACAGCAUGGGAAGUCAUUCUUGUUACUACUUUGUCACUAUGCUCAUUUACUUUAAUAGAAUUUCUGUUUUCGCAGAAAUUUAGCUUCCCGCAUCGGUUUUCCUUACAGUUUCUUUUAUUGUCCGAUUUGCACAACGAUCAAUGUAUUGAACGUUUUGCAAACAAUGAUCAGUCCUUUGUAUUCGUAUUAGAGAUAUGGACAUUCAAAAUCAUCUGCGACUGUGAUAUGGAUAAAUUCGUUCACCACUGUAGUCGGUAUUUCACCAAGAGUCGGUAUAAUACCAACGAAAGAUUAGAGUGCGUUGUCAGUUAUGAAAUUUUUUUCUUAUCGACAUUCGAUAUUCUGUCGUUUUAUUCUAUCUAAUCAGCAGUUGGUAUAAUUGAAAUUAUAUAUCUAAAAUUAUUUAUAUUUGUAUUAUAUUUCGUUGCACAAAAAACGUUGCGAUUAUAUUUCUACAGAUUUUUAAAUUAUUAUUCCAAUUAUUUCACAUUCGUUAUUUCGUAUUAAAAUCACGAAGAGGCAGUUUAUAAAGAUGUAUUUAAAAAAUCCUUCAAAUUGAAGCAAGAAGAAACUGUAGACUGGAUGACUACUUCCGACUUAUUGCAAGCUAUGGAAUGUAUUAUCUGCAGUAAAUGUCCACGUUAA
Messenger RNA from Heterotrigona itama, 2298 nucleotides. Lineage: Eukaryota; Metazoa; Arthropoda; Insecta; Hymenoptera; Apidae. The record is from the annotation of a GenBank genome assembly.